Molecule: messenger RNA, 1112 nt
Organism: Xenopus tropicalis (tropical clawed frog)
Lineage: Eukaryota; Metazoa; Chordata; Amphibia; Anura; Pipidae
Gene: cst7
Product: cystatin F
Exons: 4
Coding region: 37-477 (146 amino acids)
Biological process (GO): immune response
Molecular function (GO): cysteine-type endopeptidase inhibitor activity
Source: RefSeq, marked provisional
CUCUGCUUCCCCUUGGUCCUUAGAACACUUGCAACUAUGUCUUCUGUCUGGGUUAUUCUACCCCUAUUCAUUUUCAUCAUGUACAUCUGCACAGGGACCUACUGUGCUCCGGACUUCCAGAUUACAACAGUUGACCCCGGCUUCCCCAGAAAUAUCAGCACAAAUGAUCCUGCAGUAAAAAAUGCGGCCAGGGUAACCGUAUACGCUUAUAACAACAAGUCCAAUGAUAGCUUUCUCUUUAAGGAGCUGGAGGUUCAGAAGGCUAUGAUUCAGAUUGUAAAAGGAGUGAAAUACUUGCUGCAGACUAAGAUAGGAAGAACCGUCUGCCCAAAGAAGGAAUUUUACAACUUGGAUCAAUGUGACUUUCAGGAGGACAAUCCUCUCAAGCAGACCUUCUCAUGCUAUUCUGAGGUUUGGAACAUUACCUGGCUUCACGUGGAAACCGUCCCAGUGCUUCGCUGCCAAGACCUGAAGUGAUCACACAGGACCUUUAUUUCCAGGACACAGAACAAAAUAUUUUGUUAAUUGAAAGUGAAAUAUAAUAUGCACAUUGAUACAGAUUAAAACAAUAGACACUGCAUUAUACAAUUAUCUUGCCAUACAUUUUGUGUAAGUCAAAGGCAAGGAGAGCCACUCGGCAAAGACUGGACACUUUGUGAUAUCAUCUCGACAGCACUGCAUUUCCUGUGUUGUUACCUGAAGGCCCAUAGGGGAGAAACUAACUGGAGUGCAGGGUAUGGACCGUUGUACAGUCAAAUAUGAAGAAUAACAACACCAGCUAUUCCUAUCUUGCUUACCAGCAUGAAUGGUGCAGGCAUAUAAUAUACUAAACCCAUCCUAUAAUUACUAUGAAGGACUGUAAGCAGUGCCAAGUUUGGUCAAGUGCUGGUACCUGACAAGUGUGGAUCGGACUUUUCACCUGUUAUUACAUUUUCCUUAUGCAGCUUCCCUGCUCAGAUGGAUGUUUUCCAGUGCUUUCAUUGUGAUCAGUGUGCUGCCAUUGCUCAUCCAACAGAAUCAGUCUGCUGUCUCUACAUUAGAGCAAAGUUAUAUAUUAUACUCCAUUUUAUAAUGAUACAUUACAUUUCUUAUAUUAUACGUUAAAUAUUGUU